Lasiosphaeria miniovina is the source of this 521-nucleotide messenger RNA. RefSeq lists its product as uncharacterized. NCBI's taxonomy places the organism in Eukaryota, Fungi, Ascomycota, Sordariomycetes, Sordariales, Lasiosphaeriaceae. The transcript has 2 exons. The record is from RefSeq and is a predicted model, not a curated record. The coding region runs from base 97 to 393 and encodes 98 amino acids.
AUUAGUUGAGGGUUGGGGCUGGGCUAGGGUGAAGACGGAACCGUACUUGGUGGGAGAGGGGCAGCUGCUUCUCUCGUGCAGGCCGUACUAAAAGUAAUGAUUGCCUUUGUUCUUCUUUCUCUACUCGAUAUUUGCUGCGGGAGUGGUUGUCAACCGCGGCCUUAUAGCCAAGAGGUUGCCACACCACUCCAUUUACACUCACUAAUCAAAUUCCUCCGCAAGGCCUCCGUAAUCCCUGAUCUUGACGCACUCUACGUAUCAUCGCACCCAGUCAGAACUGUGAAUGCACUGAAACACCAUGAUAAGUCCAGAACUAGCAGCUGGAAUACUCGCAUCUGCUGUCCGCUGCCUCCCGUCGUGCAUAGCGAGCAAAAAAUGAGAGGGUUAGGGUAGCAUUCGCGCGGGAGGAGUGGUCCUCGGGGGCCGAGAGGCGUGAGACCACCCGACACCGAGUAAAACGCUGGAGCUAGGAUUAAUAUGCUGAUCCACGGCAGCCGGUCUGGUCACCGAGAGUCAGUCUC